Molecule: messenger RNA, 3056 nt
Organism: Pectinophora gossypiella (pink bollworm)
Lineage: Eukaryota; Metazoa; Arthropoda; Insecta; Lepidoptera; Gelechiidae
Product: growth hormone-regulated TBC protein 1-A
Exons: 6
Coding region: 134-1147 (337 amino acids)
Source: RefSeq, a predicted model, not a curated record
ACAUUUUAGUCAAAUUUAUUUCCGUCAUGUGUUGUGUGUGGGGUGAAUACGGGGUAUUUUUAGGGGCGUAAAAUCCUUAACAUUUGUCCUUAAAAAUGAUAAAUGAAGCACGGUAAAGUAAAUCUUCGUUAAAAUGGCACACUCCAAUUUUAGCGUCGUUGAUGAGUACGGGUUCGAGAGGCACGAGGACUUUGAUUACGAGAGCUAUGAAGACUUUAUGUCUGUGUACCUGAAGGUUCUCGCUACGAGAGCGCAAAAAUGGUCUGUGCUACUUGGCGAAGGAAAGUCGGUCAAACGUACAAACACCAUCAAAAGAUACGUUCGGAAGGGAGUACCGAGUGAGCAUCGCCCAUCAGUAUGGAUGGCCAUAUCAGAAGCAGAGAAGAUGAAGGAGCAAUGCCCAGACCUCUUCCACAAAAUACUUGAUGGUCCUUUUGAAAAAGAAUUGGUGGAUUUAGUGAAGACGGACUUACCGCGCACAUUCCCUGACAACAUAUACUUUACAAAGGAGGCCAACCACCAAACACACCUGUUUCACAUACUCAUAGCUUACGCACACAACAAUAGAACUGUAGGCUACUGCCAAGGAUUGAAUUACAUUGCUGGUUUACUAUUGCUGGCUACAAAAAGUGAAGAAACAUCCUUUUGGCUGCUCAAAGUUCUAGUGGAAAAAAUACUUCCUGAUUACUACACCAAGACCAUGGACGGUCUGAUUGUUGACAUUGAAGUGUUAUCAGAGCUAGUCAAAUCUAAAGUGCCCGAUGUACACCAACAUGUGAUAAACCUUGGUUUACCUUGGGCAGUUAUCACUACAAAAUGGUUUGUGUGCCUGUUUGCUGAGGUCCUGCCCAUUGAAACAGUGCUGCGAAUAUGGGACUGUCUCUUCUAUGAGGGCUCUAAGAUACUGUUUAGAGUGUGCCUCACACUGAUCAAGUCAAACCGGGCCACUAUCCUGGCGUGUAAUGACUUCACAUCACUUGCAGAAUGCUUCAAAGCUAUUGUUAAAAAUGCCAGCGCAUUGCAUUGCCAUGAGUUUAUGCAGUCUAUUUUCAAAGUACCUGGAACAUUAUCAAACGCCACAAUAGCCAAGUUGCGCGCACGGUUCGCGAAGCAGCGCCGCGAGCAGCAGAGGAAGGAGCCGCGGUGAACACACAUAACCGACAACAGCAAGUUUUGAUCUCAUUCACGUAAUACACUACCAAAUUGAAAUAUCAGUAACAUGUUACUACUUAAUGCUUCUUACAAGUACAGAAUAAAUUAAUCACAACACAAUAUUCUUUUGAUCUUUUCGAAAGACGUCACAUCACAUACACAUCUAAAUUUACGACCAAAUGAAACUGACUGAAACAUGUAGACCCGCCAAAUAAUUAGAAAUUAAGUAAGUUUUAUACUGUAUGCAUAACUUACCAUGGAGUUAACAGACAUUAUGGUUGGGUGAUACUUGACAUAAUUUACAGACCAAAAAAACUAAAGCUAAUCUUUUAUUGGGUUAAUAGCAGUACAUUUUAAAAACCCUCAUUUUAUUCUGUUUGGUAAAGAGUAAAAAUAAUAAAAACAAGUAGUGUAAAGAAAGUUGAGAUAACUAGUACAAAAAUGGUAUGUAAACAAUAUAACUAAAUCUGAACAUGCACAUAUUUUCAGACAUGCACUAGUAUAGUAGUGGGUAUGGCCACCUUUACUUUGAAAUUAUAUCAACACUACACAGUAUACAAAUUAUUUACAACUUGCUGCUUUGUUAUCAUGUUGUUUGAGCAGAAUGAUGAGACAUGACAUAUCACUCUUUAAUGCUGUGCAUUAUUUGUGUUACUUUAUUUAGUUAUAGGUUUAUUUUGUAAUUGUAAGUUUUGUUAUCGAGUUAUGGUAAUUUGAUAGUAUUAUAUUUAUUUUCUUAAUAUUGUUUUGUACCUGUCUACAUGGAUUUAAGGAAGGGACAAUCAUUUUAUAGAAUUUUGUUUCAAUAGUACAUUCAAUCUGAACAAUAAACGCAUUUAUUUAUUUGUAACAUGUAGGGAUUGUAAUAAGCAACAAAUUGGAAAUUUCAAAGAAAUAGGUAUAGUUCCCCCACAAAAUAAUGGGUAUACAUUCAGCCAGAUACAUGGGCAAUGAGAUGUUAAUUGUGUAGGUACGAGGUAUUAUUAUUCUAGUUUAUUAGUCCUCUUAUCAGGUUUUUUUCUUUUAGAGGUAAUUGUUAAGGCUAGUGAAAAUAUUGACAAAUUUUUAAACACUGUGUGAUAAAGCUGUUCAAUAUGCAAUGGUAUAUUUUCUUCCUUAAACAUUUUUCAAUGUUUUCAGUAGCCAUUUCCCUUUGGUGUUAAUUUUUGUAAACACUUAAAAGUACUGUAGAAAGUUAGUGUUAAAUAGUAAUUGAGUUAGUUUAUCAUUUACUAUAGGUCAUUAUCAAGUAAACCAACUAACCCACUAUACACUCAGAUUUUGACAAUAAAGUUUACAUAUCUUUACACUAGGGCUUAUUCAUGUGAUAAUUUAGAUUUUUUCUUAUGUACAUUUCAUAAUUUCCUAUCAGCAUCUUCUAUUGUGUGGGUUAUGAGGUGGAUUACCAACCCCAUAAACCCUGGUGUCAGGGUUAUUAUUGAGCCGUCAAAUUGAUUUCCUAUUAGCAAUAAUAGAAAUAUCCCAGAUAACUGUUAGAGCAGAGCAUUAAAGAAUAUGCUUUACAACAAUGUAAGACAAUGAAAUAAAUAAUAAUUUUAAUAUUUUGCUCAAUGUAUUUUUCAAGUGAUUACGCUAAUAAAUGAGCUUAGUAGUGAUGAAUUUUGUUAAAAAGUAUGAAUUUGCUUCCUAAUGUGUAAGUAAGAAAAGUUGUUAACUGAAUGUUUGUAAUUUAUAAUGCAUGUGGGGCUGAGCUGAUAAAUUGUAAUAAAUAUAAACAAACUUGAGAUAAUGACAAAUGUAUAAAUGUAUUUUUGUAAAUUUUCUUUAAAUCCUCUCUUGUUUGCUGAUCAUGCCUCAACUACAGUCUACUGUGUUAGAACUAUUGCCAUAAUGUAUGUUGGAUGUACAUUGUAACAGAAUAGAUUAUUGAGAUGUUGAGAAUA